AUGGAUCUUGGUAGUGACGAGGAUCGGAGCUUAGCCGGGACGCUGAGUGGGACAAAGAUUCCCACUGGGCCACCAACGAGAAAAGGUUCGAGAGCGGGUUCCCCGCGCCAGAGGCGGAGGAGAUCAAAAAGUAAAUCUAAAACAAAACGUAGAGGUGGCCGGAGAAGUAAAUCAAAGGGUAGGCGACGCCGCUCGUCUCGUCGUUCGUCUCGUCGCUCUCGGACCGGGUCGAGGCGUGGAAAGCGACGCGGCUCGGUCAGGAAAGUGAGCAAAGCGGGGAUGACUUCGUCAGAGUCAGGAACUAACUCCCCCGAAGGGGCGAUAUCUCCAGUUCCAGUUCUUGGAGAAGGCGAAUCUUCACUCAUCAGCAGUCACGUCACCGAGCUUGAGAUAACCCUUUAUCGUCCCUUGCCUGAGGACGGUAAACCAUUAUUAUUUUUCGACACAACAGCUUGUCUUUUUAGAGAACAUGGGAGACAGAUUGAUUAUGUUGGCGUCGGGCGAAGGAUGACGAAUGAUAAAGGCCUCCUGCAUAGGGCGCACGAUGUGGUUUCUGUUGACACUGCUUGUAAAGUUUCAGACAACUUCCUCGAACCUGCUGGUGGUCCGAAGGUGGUGGCUGGUGAUACUGUCGUUGCAAACUUGAAGAAAGUGUCGAUGUGCGCCGGUUUUUCUUUGUGCUCCACUUUAUUUACGAAAGAGGUGCCCCUCUGCGAAGCGACAGGAGUGUAUUAUGCGGUAAAAAAGGCAAAUGAAAGACUUCCCUUAGCAAUUGUUCCCGUGCAAGUGACGACUGUGGGGCAUAAUUCAUGCAUUGUGCUGAUGGUACGCAAAAGGAAAAACUGUUCUGAGAGUGCUUGGGAGCUCGUUCGACUUGGAGAAACUCUGGUGCAGCAGGACGUCAAGGGUGUCGUAAAGGCUCUCCAAUCCCGAGGGCUUGUGGAUCCUGCCAACUACACGUUUGACUUCCUUCGCUUUCUCAGCCAUUCAGCCGCUGACCAUGAUAGUGAGAGCAUGGAUUCUUUUGACGACUACAUAGACGAUGCUGAUCACCUGCGCGAGAAGAGUCCAACUCCAUUUACCGACAGCCUUGCACCAGAUGAUCUGCUUCGCAAUAUACCACGGGUGAAACGAGAGGGAAGACGCCAAUAUAGUGUUGGCCGGUCUGCGGUUAACCUUUUCGUCGCAGAAGGAGACAGUUCUGAUGAUGAUGAAGUAACCGAGGACGCACUGCGUGCCGUCGUACCCAAAUACACAGACACCUUGCCUGUUCGCUACGAUGAUAAGACAUACAAUAUCGGUUCGUGCUCCGACAGACUUACCCACCACUACGUGGAUCGCCGCGAAGAAUAUGGGCUGAUAAGCGCUGAUGUGCUUGGUAAUGGCAGUACUAACCUGCCUCCUAUUGUAAAUCCUACAUCACUGGACUUACGUCGGUUCUCCUUUGGGACAAUGGGCUUCCUGCGUCCUCCUAUACCACCCGAGCUUUCAUCUACGUUCCCUCAUAUGGGCCGCCGGCGACCUACGCUCUGUUCGAGAGGCACGCGCCUGGGUUCUCCUUCGAGGAAGAAACGCCGAAAGGGCAAGCCGAGAAGAAAGAGAAAGAGUCGUAGCCGUAGCCGUAGCCAUAGCCGUAGGAAGCGGAGAUCUUCUUCACGGAAGUCUAGUUGCAAAAGCAGGGGGGGAACAGAAAAGCAAUAG
Molecule: messenger RNA, 1701 nt
Organism: Trypanosoma brucei brucei TREU927
Lineage: Eukaryota; Euglenozoa; Kinetoplastea; Trypanosomatida; Trypanosomatidae
Exons: 1
Coding region: 1-1701 (566 amino acids)
Source: RefSeq, a predicted model, not a curated record